Molecule: messenger RNA, 2097 nt
Organism: Mustela lutreola (European mink)
Lineage: Eukaryota; Metazoa; Chordata; Mammalia; Carnivora; Mustelidae
Gene: MLLT3
Product: MLLT3 super elongation complex subunit
Exons: 11
Coding region: 260-1960 (566 amino acids)
Biological process (GO): regulation of DNA-templated transcription
Cellular component (GO): super elongation complex
Source: RefSeq, a predicted model, not a curated record
UCCGGAAUCUCAUCCUCUGGCCCUGGAGCUGCUGCUGCUGCUGCUGCUGCUGCUGCUUUUGCUUUUGGGGCUGAGUUUAAUAAGCGAGCGAGCGAGCGAGCAAGCGAACGCGGGGGGAAAAAGGCAGAGAAUGUCCGCCAUCUACCCUCCGCUCCCGGGCGCGCUCUCAUUCAUAGCAGCCUCUUCAUGAAUUACAGCUGAGGGGGGCGGGGGAGGGGGGUACCACACAACACCCCAGCAAACCUCCGGGCCCCCAGGCAUGGCUAGCUCGUGUGCCGUGCAGGUGAAGCUGGAGCUGGGGCACCGCGCCCAGGUGAGGAAAAAACCCACCGUGGAGGGCUUCACCCACGACUGGAUGGUGUUCGUGCGCGGCCCGGAGCACAGUAACAUACAGCACUUUGUGGAGAAAGUCGUCUUCCACUUGCACGAAAGCUUUCCUAGGCCAAAAAGAGUGUGCAAAGAUCCACCUUACAAAGUAGAAGAAUCUGGGUAUGCUGGUUUCAUUUUGCCAAUUGAGGUUUAUUUUAAAAACAAGGAAGAACCUAAGAAAGUCCGCUUUGAUUAUGACUUAUUCCUGCAUCUUGAAGGCCAUCCACCAGUGAAUCACCUCCGCUGUGAAAAGCUAACUUUCAACAACCCCACAGAGGAGUUUAGAAGAAAGUUGCUGAAGGCAGGAGGGGACCCCAACAGGAGCAUCCACACCAGCAGCAGCAGCAGCAGCAGCUGCAGCAGCAGCAGCAGCAGCAGCAGUAGCAGCAGCAGCAGCAGCUGUAGCAGCAGCAGCAGCAGCAGCAGUAGCAGCAGCAGCAGCAGCAGCAGCACCAGUUUUUCAAAGCCUCACAAAUUAAUGAAGGAGCACAAGGAAAAACCUUCUAAAGACUCCAGAGAACAUAAAAGUGCCUUCAAAGAACCUUCCAGGGAUCACAACAAAUCUUCCAAAGAAUCCUCUAAGAAACCCAAAGAAAACAAACCACUGAAAGAAGAAAAAAUCGUUCCUAAGAUGGCCUUCAAGGAACCGAAACCCAUGUCGAAAGAGCCAAAACCGGACAGUAACUUACUCACCAUCACCAGUGGACAGCAAGACAAGAAGGCUCCUAGUAAAAGGCCCCCCAUUUCAGAUUCCGAAGAACUCUCUGCCAAAAAAAGGAAAAAGAGUAGCUCAGAGGCUUUAUUUAAGAGUUUUUCUAGCGCACCACCACUGAUUCUCACGUGUUCUGCCGACAAAAAACAAAUAAAAGAUAAAUCUCAUGUCAAGAUGGGAAAGGUUAAAAUUGAAAGUGAGACCUCCGAGAAGAAGAAAUCAACGUUACCGCCAUUUGACGAUAUCGUGGAUCCCAACGAUUCCGACGUGGAGGAGAACAUGUCCUCCAAAUCUGAUUCUGAACAGCCCAGCCCUGCCAGCUCCAGCUCCAGCUCCAGCUCCAGCUUCACGCCAUCCCAGACCAGGCAACAAGGUCCUUUGAGAUCUAUAAUGAAAGAUCUGCAUUCUGAUGACAAUGAGGAGGAAUCAGAUGAGGCAGAGGAUAAUGACAAUGACUCCGAAAUGGAGAGACCUGUAAAUAGAGGAGGCAGCCGAAGCCGCAGAGUUAGCUUAAGUGACGGCAGCGACAGUGAAAGCAGCUCAGCUUCUUCGCCCCUCCAUCACGAACCCCCGCCACCUUUAUUAAAAACCAACAACAACCAGAUUCUUGAAGUGAAAAGUCCAAUAAAGCAAAGCAAAUCAGAUAAGCAAAUAAAGAAUGGUGAAUGUGACAAGGCCUACCUAGACGAACUGGUCGAGCUUCACAGAAGGUUAAUGACGCUGAGGGAGAGACACAUUCUGCAGCAGAUCGUGAACCUUAUAGAAGAAACUGGACACUUUCAUAUCACAAACACGACAUUUGAUUUUGACCUUUGCUCGUUGGACAAAACCACAGUCCGUAAACUACAGAGUUACCUGGAAACAUCUGGAACUUCCUGAGGAUACAACAACUGGAUGCAUCAAAAACUGUUGUUGGUUUUUUUUUUUUUGGUUGUGAUUUUUUUUUGUUUGUUUAUAUGAAAACACUCAGAAUGAUGCAACCAAAAGGGAAAAAAAUAAAAAUCAAACAACCUUCA